GGCGCUACUUCCGGGUCUGCGUUGAUCGCUGCUGGUGGCGAGCAUAAGUGGUUUUGGGCAAGCCUGCGGGCGGGGCUGAGGCCCGCGCGCGGCUGGAGAUGCUGGGGGGCGGCUCUGGGGCCCGGGAGGACAAAGCCGAGGGCGCCCGGGCGGGAGCUAUAGUCUCGCCGCCCGCUAUCGACUUUCCGGCCGAGGGCUCGGAUCCCAAGUAUGAUGAAUCUGAUGUGCCAGCAGAACUCCAGGUGUUAAAAGAACCCCUACAACAGCCAACUUUCCCUUUUGCAGUUGCAAACCAGCUACUGCUUGUUUCUUUGCUGGAACACUUGAGUCAUGUUCAUGAACCAAACGUACGUCGAUCAAAACAAGUGUUUAAAUUACUCUGUGAGACCUUUAUCAAAAUGGGGCUGCUGUCUUCUUUCACCUGCAGUGAUGAGUUUAGCUCAUUGAGACUACAUCACAACAGAGCUAUUACUCAUUUAAUGAGGUCUGCCAAAGAGCGAGUUCGCCAGGAUCCUUGUGAGGAUAAUUCUUAUAUGCAGAAGAUCAGAUCCAGGGAAAUAGCCUUUGAAGCACAAACUUCACGUUACUUGAAUGAAUUUGAAGAAAUUGCCAUCUUAGGAAAAGGCGGAUAUGGAAGAGUAUACAAGGUCAGGAAUAAAUUAGAUGGCCAGCAUUAUGCAAUUAAGAAAAUUCUGAUUAAGGGUGCAACUAAGACUGACUGCAUGAAGGUACUACGGGAAGUAAAGGUGCUGGCAGGUCUUCAGCACCCUAAUAUUGUAGGCUAUCAUACUGCCUGGAUAGAACAUGUUCAUGUGGUCCAGCCCCAAGGCAGAGUUCCUAUUCAGUUGCCCUCUCUCGAAGUGCUCUCUGAUGUGGACAGGGAUCAAUAUGAUGUUAAAGACAAUGAAAGUAGCAGCUCGUCAAUUAUCUUUGCUGAGUUUACCUCAGAAAAAGAAAAACCCUUUGGAGAAUGUGACAUCGAAAAUCAGAAUAACAAAUUGGUGAACUACACCACAGAUUUAGUUAUAAGGGACAGCAAUGAACUUGAGUCAUCCAUUGAUCUCCAGGAAAAUGGCUUGGCUGAUUUGUCUGACAGAUCGAUUGUCAAACAUCAGCUGCCAGUCAGGCAUAAUUCAGACCUGGAAGGGAAUUUCACAUCCACUGAAGAGUCUUCUGAAGUAAACUUUAACUUGUUGGGACAGACAGAGGUGCAGUACCACCUGAUGUUGCAUAUCCAAAUGCAGCUGUGUGAACUGUCCCUGUUUGACUGGAUAGCCGAGAGGAACAAGCGGAACCAAGAAUGUGUGGAUGAAGCUGCCUGUCCUUAUGUUAUGGCCAGUGUUGCAACAAAAAUUUUUCAAGAAUUGGUGGAAGGUGUAUUUUACAUACAUGACAUGGGAAUUGUACACAGAGAUCUGAAGCCUAGAAAUAUUUUUCUUCAUGGUCCUGAUCAGCAAGUGAAAAUAGGAGACUUUGGCCUGGCCUGCACAGACAUCAUACAGAAGAAUUCAGAUUGGACCAAUAGAAAUGGGAAGGGAACACCAACACAUACUUCCAGAGUGGGUACUUGUCUGUACGCCUCACCUGAGCAAUUGGAAGGAUCUGAGUACGAUGCCAAGUCAGAUAUGUACAGCUUGGGUGUGAUCCUGCUUGAACUCUUUCAGCCCUUUGGGACAGAAAUGGAGCGAGCAGCAGUUUUAACAGGAGUAAGAACUGGUCACAUACCUGAAUCCCUCAGUAAAAGGUGUCCAGUACAAGCCAAGUAUAUCCAGCACUUAACUAGGAGGAAUGCAUCUCAGAGACCAUCUGCUCUUCAGCUGCUGCAGAGUGAACUUUUCCAAACUUCCGGAAAUGUUAAUCUCACCCUACAGAUGAAGAUAAUAGAGCAAGAAAAAGAAAUUGAAGAACUAAAGAAACAGCUAAGCCUUCUUUCUCAAGACAGAGGUGUUAAGGAUGACCUGCAAACCUGAGGCCACCCAAGCACCCAGGUCCCCUCCUGCCAGGCUCUGUCUCUCUUUCAAAGCGUAGCAGGCACAGGCCAGGCUCUAAGAGCCGGGUGGCUGCGUGGAAGGGAGAAAAGAAAAGAUGGCAUGUAAAAUGGGAGCUUACCUGUCUAGCCUUAAUUUAGGCUACAUCAGUAAUAUGAAAGUGGACUUACUUCUUAGAAUAAGCAACUGGAAUGUAAACUUUCAAUCUUCAGUAGGGUAUAGAUUGUAUAAUUCUUAAUUGUAUUUAGGAAACCUGUAGAAGACUUAUUAAAGAUAUAAAAGUACCCCCAGCUGCCUUUUCCUUAAGUAGCUCUUUCAUGAUCUAAGCUUGCUCUAAAUUAAUUUUUCUUUCUUUUUUUUUGUGUGUGGUUCUGGGGAUUGAACCCAGAGCCUCCUGCAUGUCAAAGGCUCUACUACUGAGCCAGAUCUCUAGCCCCUCUACCUUAAACCUGUUCUGCUCUUUCCCUCUUCUCUUUUACAGGCUUCUUUUCCUGAGUUUCCUACUUAAAUAUUUCUGCUCAGAUUCUGAAACUAAAAACUUAAGCAUCACUCAGUAAUUCCUCUUUAAAUUCUGCUUAUUGGCCAUCCAGUCCUCCUCCAGAAGGUUCUACUAUAGAAAUCCAAGGGUGCUCUCCCUUUUCCACUGCCCACGUGGAGGCCUGCAUGCCAGCUGGAUUGUCACAUUCCAGCAGGUGCUACUCUCCCCAGCCCUGUGGCACUGCUGCUGAAGCUAGUUACCAGAAAGACACCUUAUUGCAUCACUCCUUGGCUCAAAACCACCUGCUGAUUCUGGCUGCUUCUAAGGUGGAACUUCCGUUUUUCUGCACCAUCUCCAACUUACCUCUCUUCUUGCACCUCCAACUCCGCAUCAUUCUAUACACUUGCCCCAGAGAGUUUUGAAUUUGCACCUAGGUGACCUGAGGACAGCAGUACCACCUUUCCUGCCUUUGCCCUGGCCUUCAGCUUCCCCAACAGCCUACAUUCCUGAGGCAGUGAUCUGAUGUGCCUCCCACAGUUUGCAGUCCUCAUGCAUACUGCACACAGUUUUAAUGAAUUUUAAAUAAAAUGAAACCCGUAAGUUA
This is a messenger RNA of Marmota monax (woodchuck), 3070 nucleotides long. It is a transcript of the gene Eif2ak1, whose product is annotated as eukaryotic translation initiation factor 2 alpha kinase 1. Gene Ontology annotation, biological process: protein phosphorylation. The record is from RefSeq and is a predicted model, not a curated record. The coding region runs from base 99 to 1970 and encodes 623 amino acids. Lineage: Eukaryota; Metazoa; Chordata; Mammalia; Rodentia; Sciuridae. Gene Ontology annotation, molecular function: ATP binding; protein kinase activity. The transcript is spliced from 15 exons.